Molecule: messenger RNA, 1527 nt
Organism: Purpureocillium lilacinum
Lineage: Eukaryota; Fungi; Ascomycota; Sordariomycetes; Hypocreales; Ophiocordycipitaceae
Source: RefSeq, a predicted model, not a curated record
AUGGGUGAUCCAUCGGCCGCUUACACGAUCCUGCGGAUGUCAAGCUUUUAUGAACGCAUGUUUUACACAUUCCAUCGUUUUGGAAUUCAGUCAAAUAUCCUCGUUUCGGCGCGAUAUACUUGUGGUGACGAUCGGCCGCUCUCGAAAUGGGCCGUGUACAACGCGCUCGCUUCCGUCAUCAAGACGCACCCGGCCCUCCGAGUCGUUGGCGUACAGCGUCCGUCGCCGCGUCCAGGCAGACAUAGGAUCUUCCGGGCGGUGCUUCACAAGAUCGAGUUCGAUACCUGCGUCGAAUUUGUGGCCGACGACCAGGGCGAUGGCGUAACAUCAGCAACGCUCGAGGAAGCGCAUAAUACGUGGGACUGGGCCGACGACGAACCCGGAACCCCGUGGUGGAAGCUCAUCAUCGUCGGCGGAAACCACAUCGUCUUCGUCUAUCACCACUUUGUCGGUGACGGAAUUUCGGGGGUAACGUUUCACCGCGAAUUCCUCGCCGCUCUCAACACACUUGGGCCGUCGCCUGAUUCAGGGACCGUAUCACCAGACCAUGUGGCGUACAGUCCGUCGACUAUUCUUCAGUACCCGCCGGAGCCGACCGACAUUGCCACGGAUACGCCAUCUAUCCUGAGGUUGGUGUGGAACUUUCUUGUCUGGUGGCUACUUCGGCUCUUCUUCCAGAAGCGACUUCUCUUCGGUGACCUCCCGAGACCCCGUCCAUAUACUCGAUCGCUGGUGGCCCAUCCAGGUGAUGGAGGCCGGACCACGACAACGGUGGCGACAUGCAGAAUCCCGGCCGCCAAAGUCAGGCACAUCAUUUUGGCUUGCCGAGAGAAGCAAACGACCUUUACGCCACUUCUAGUCACCAUGCUUAACCUCACGCUAUCAACAGACUUUUACCCCAGCGCCUUGAUCGGGGCGUCACGCGUUGCCUUUGACUUACGGUCACACCUUUCACUCUCUGGAGUGGCCGAUAUAUCGCCGAAUGGAAUUAUCAUGAAUGCCGCCGCCGCCGCUGUCCAGCUGCAUUGGCUGCCCAAGUACAAACGAGAUGGGGCCGUGGAUGACCAAGGCUUGUUGCCUUGCCACAAUGAGGCGAUAUGGCAACUUGCGCGCACGUACAAAAAGGACAUGGAUGCUGGCGUCCACGGCUGCAUCCGCGAUUGGAUGGCUUCCAAACUGGUCGGCCCUGACCUCGAGGACUUCACAGAGACGUCGUUGCCCAUGAUAGGACACAUGGUCAGCGACACCUACCUGGUAUCCAACCUUGGUUCCAUUGCCGGCCGGCAGCAUGGCGUCAGCUUGAGGACAAGGGCAACCAAAGAGGGGUGGGCCAUCGACGAGAUGCAGUUCUCGGCCGCCGCGACAAACGGACACGCGGGGUCACGCAGUUUUGCCCUGAACAUUGUCGGCGUCGCCGAUGGAGACACCAUCAUCAACGCUUCCUUCGAAAAGGGCAUGGUAAGUAAGGAGAUGGUGGAUGCCAUACUGGAUAGAACCAUGAUGAGGAUAGAACGGCUGCUCGAGUAG